CAGCAGAUAGUGGUGGUGCAACUGGCAGUGGUUCGGUUUCCCUCCGCCGCCUUGCUUCCCGCCGCCACUCUCUCUCUCGCUGCGACAAGGAGGCGCGCACGGAGACCGAGGGAACGUAGGUAUAGAAGCGCAUCAUCUUCUUACUCCAGAAGCAAGGAGGAGCAAUUCACGCUGAAUCGUCGUCGUCGUCGUCGUCGUCGACGAAUCGUAACACGCAGGCCACGAGAAGGGUUUUUUGAGGUGAAGAAGAGAUGGGGAGAGCUAAGAAAGGCCCUAAAUUCGCCGCCAUGAAGAAAAUCGUCACCUCCAAAGCCAUCAAAAAUUACAAGCAAGAGGUUCUAAACCCUAACAAGAAGGACCUUUCCAAGGAGAAGCUCCCCAGAAACGUGCCAAAUGUUUCGUCCGCGCUCUUCUUCAAGCACAAUUCUGCCUUGGGACCGCCUUAUCAAGUUCUCGUGGAUACCAACUUCAUCAAUUUCUCCAUUCAGAAUAAACUGGAUCUGGAGAAGGGAAUGAUGGACUGCUUAUAUGCAAAAUGUACCCCUUGCAUCACGGAGUGCGUGAUGGCAGAGCUUGAGAAGCUGGGCCAGAAAUACCGUGUUGCUUUGAGGAUAGCAAAAGAUCCUCGAUUUGAAAGAUUGCCUUGUACUCACAAAGGGACCUAUGCUGAUGAUUGCCUUGUUGAGAGAGUCACUCAGCACAAAUGCUACAUUGUUGCCACAUGUGAUCGAGAUUUAAAGCGAAGGAUCCGUAAGAUCCCUGGUGUACCAAUCAUGUUCAUUACACAGCACAAGUAUUCAAUAGAGAGAUUGCCUGAAGCAACAAUUGGUGGAGCUCCAAGAUUUUGAGUGUGGCAUCAUGGCGUUGUGGGGAAGACUUGGUUCCGCCAACUUAAGUUCACUGAAAAUGCAGUACUAGAUGUUGUUCCGGCUCAAUGUUGGACUCGGUGCCAGGGCAACUGGGUCUUCACAAGGAACCGUUCUAUGCUGAGCUCUAGACCCUGUGAUGUAGGAUUAACCUCUGAAUUUUGCUUGUCAAGUUCUCUCAAAUUUUGUAGCUUCCUCUUCUUGAGCCUAAUCUAUUCGUAAAUGGAUCUGUUUUAGUUUAAGCCAUCUUCUUCUUAAAAUGGUUGGCCGAUAGCCAUACAUUAAAUCGUGAUUACUGCUUGGUGUUGCAUCUCGCUA
Molecule: messenger RNA, 1184 nt
Organism: Eucalyptus grandis
Lineage: Eukaryota; Viridiplantae; Streptophyta; Magnoliopsida; Myrtales; Myrtaceae
Product: rRNA-processing protein FCF1 homolog
Exons: 9
Coding region: 252-848 (198 amino acids)
Cellular component (GO): small-subunit processome; nucleolus
Source: RefSeq, a predicted model, not a curated record